CCCAAGUGUCAAGCCGUGAACUUUACCUUACGAUAUAAUUGUAACAUUAGUUAGGUAACAAGUGUCUACUUUAGGGUAAUGCUGUAAUAUACUUUUAUAGAACCAUGUCACAUCACUGGCUACUCAUCACUUUCUCCUGGUUUGGUAUCGCCAGGCUCCAGCACAUCAGCACUGGAGGGCCUGGUGCUGAUGCUGUUCUGGACAACGUCGAUUCCACACUCCACUACCCUUUACCUUACAUUAACUACUUCAGCCUGCCUAGAAACGAUUUCGAAAAUUACCAGAACGAAGCGUCAAACAGCGAAAAUUACAAUCAGUAUUAUCACAUGAGCGAACACGGACAAUCGGAUCUACAAAGAAAGAGACGGACUGCUGAAGACAAAGAGGAAGUAAAGGAUAAACGCUGGCUCCCAAAUCUCGUUGAUACAGACAAAACCAUAUAUCUUCAUAAUGAUGAAAUGAUCGGUAAUCCGUUUCUCGCAGCAUUCAGUAACAGAGAAGACGAGAAUGCCACAGAUAUGAAUAUUUUAGAACCAUUGGACAAGAAGAGCUUCAGCCCAUGGGGAGGCAAAAGAGAUAAGCCAAAUAUAGAAAACGUGUGGACGUGGAAACGUGCUUCUAAUAUGCGCGAACCGAGUAUGCCGAAAAGAGUUCGUUUCAGCCCUUGGGGUGGUAAACGGAAUGGCCAAAUGGUUUAUAAACCAAGCUCGAAGGGUUCGAAGAUAAUUUUCUUAUCGACAAUGCCAGAGGUGACUCGCGUCGUAUCAAAUUUCUCACCAAAUGGUGAAAGAUUCGAUUUGGCCGGCUUCCAAUUCGUUCCGAGCUUGGACAAACGUCAUCCAAUUAAAAUUCUCGCAUUGAGUACCAAAUUGGACGAGAAAACUCUUAAAGAAGCGUUACCGUUCAAAACAUUUUUGGAGUCCUUACCGAAAAUAUAUAAACCAGGCCAUCCGUACUUAGAUGUAAGUUUGAAAAAGGACGGCAAGCGAAAAGUGAAGUUCAGCGCAUGGGGCGGAAAGCGAUCUCCGCCUAUUAUAGGACCCAUGUGGACUCCUGCAUCAUCUGACAUGACAGAGUCAACUUUGAAUACGAUACUUUUAAUAAGGAAGAAUCAAGAUGAUCAGAUAUUGAAGGCAUUGUAACAAGGAAAUAUUUUGAUCUCGUUUAUUUAAUAGCUCUCAAACUUUAGAGAUGAUCUCUAUAGCUUCAUAUUAGUGCCAUAUAAGUGAUUCUAAUAGUGAUUAGAAUGAAAAAGAAAAUAUAAAAAAAAAAUAGUCUGGGAGCUAUAAUUUUGUUUCCGACGAUAGGCUGGGAUCGUCAGAUACAAAAUGAAAUUAUGCACUAUAAGUGAUAUUGUUGUUAUAACUUUGUUACUCUUAUUUAUUGUAAUAUCUUGUUAGCAAAUAAAGAAUAUAAUAAGUUGAGUUUUGAUU
Messenger RNA from Galleria mellonella (greater wax moth), 1433 nucleotides. RefSeq lists its product as uncharacterized. The transcript has 2 exons. Lineage: Eukaryota; Metazoa; Arthropoda; Insecta; Lepidoptera; Pyralidae. The record is from RefSeq and is a predicted model, not a curated record. Bases 105 to 1142 code for a protein of 345 amino acids.